Molecule: messenger RNA, 1932 nt
Organism: Drosophila sulfurigaster albostrigata
Lineage: Eukaryota; Metazoa; Arthropoda; Insecta; Diptera; Drosophilidae
Gene: Vps45
Product: vacuolar protein sorting-associated protein 45
Exons: 3
Coding region: 131-1855 (574 amino acids)
Biological process (GO): vesicle-mediated transport; intracellular protein transport
Cellular component (GO): Golgi membrane
Source: RefSeq, a predicted model, not a curated record
UGCGGUCAGGUUGUUGUAUGGAGGGUGGCAAAAAUCGGGCAACAGCUGUUUAGCAGUAAUAAAAAAUAUUUGCAGUAAAUUGAAAAUUAAUUGUAAAACCUUAUAACUAGUUGAUAAAGUAGCCUUAAUUAUGAAUUUAAUAAGUGGUAUUAAACUGUACAUCGAAAAGAUGUGCACCGAGUCUGGGCCCGGCAUGAAAAUCAUAUUGCUUGACAAGGAGACGACAAGCAUAAUUUCAAUGGCAUUUAGUCAGUCGGAUAUGUUGCAACGUGAAGUCUACCUGUUCGAACGUAUAGAUUCUGGACGUUCCAACGAGCGGCUAAAAUACCUCAAGUGCAUUGUUUUUAUACGCCCCACAAAGCAAAACAUUCAACUGCUUGCAAAUGAGCUUCGUAACCCCAAAUAUAGCGCUUAUUUUAUAUAUUUUAGUAAUAUUAUACCACGCACCGACAUCAAGUACUUGGCCGAAUGCGAUGAGUCAGAAUCCGUGCGAGAGGUGAAGGAAUUAUAUGCGGACUAUUUGUGUGUAAAUCCCAAUUUGUUUUCCCUAAACAUUCCUGACUGCAUGAUGAAUCUGAACUGGCUGCCAGACGCUUUGACACACAGCAUGCAGGGAAUUACAGCGGUCCUGCUGUCGCUGAAACUCAAUCCGGUCAUACGCUAUCGAGCUGGCUCUCAAGUGGCUCAGCUGCUAGCCAAAAUGAUUUACGAUCAAACCACAAAGGAGUCAUCGCUGUUCGACUUUCGUGGCAACGUGGACGGAGCUGCACCGCCUUUGCUGCUGUUGCUGGAUAGGCGAGAUGAUCCAGUCACUCCAUUGUUGCAUCAAUGGUCGUACCAGGCCAUGGUGCAUGAACUGCUGCAGAUACGUAACAAUCGCGUCGACUUAUCCGAUCGCCCCAGCGUGCCCAAGGAAUUCAAGGAGCUGGUGCUGUCGGGCGAUCAGGACGAGUUCUAUGGCAACAACAUGUAUGCGAAUUACGGUGAAAUUGGUUCAACCAUUAAACAGCUGAUGGAGGAAUUUCAGCGCAAGGCGAAUGAUCAUAAGAAAGUCGAGAGCAUUGCCGACAUGAAGAACUUUAUUGAAUCAUAUCCACAGUUUAAGAAAAUGUCUGGCACCGUCCAGAAACAUUUGUGUGUAAUGGGCGAAUUGUCCAGCAUUUCGAACAAACGCAACCUGUUCGAGGUGUCCGAGCUGGAGCAGGAGAUUGCCUGCAAAGCAGAUCACACAGCGCAAUUGCAGCGUAUCAAGAAACUCAUUGCGGACGAGCGUGUGAGCAUCGAUGACGCUAUCAAAUUGGUGGCCUUGUAUGCUCUACGCUAUGAGCGACAUGCCAACUGCGACACCUCUUCGCUGCUGCAGAUCAUUAAGAGCCGGGGCGGAAAUACACAAAUUGUGCCAGCUCUUAUUGAGUACGCGGGCACGCAUGUGCGACAAGGUGACCUCUUCAACAUGGUGCGCAUCACGGAUGCCGUCAAAUUGACGCGUAUUCUGAUCAAAGGCCUCAAGGGCGUCGAGAACGUUUUUACGCAGCAUACGCCACUGCUUAAGGAAACUCUUGAAGAUGUAUUCAAAGGUCGCGAAUUGGAUCCCAUGUAUCCGGCCAUCAAUUCGGAACUUGUGCCAUUUCGUCGGCCACCGCAGGAAGUCGUCGUAUUUAUCAUUGGCGGCACCACCUAUGAGGAAGCGUUGACUGUGCAUCAGCUGAACAAUGCGGGCUACAAAGUGAUAUUGGGCGGCACAACCAUACACAAUUCCCAGAGCUUUAUCAGCGAAGUGCUGUCGGCCACAAGUGGCACCCAAUUUAAACAUACCAAAUCCAUGCUUAAGUACUGCUCCCCUGAUAACCUUUAAAGAGCCAUAGCCAGGCACAUUCCUAAAUACUAUAAAAUAAAACAGAAAAUAAAAGAAAUACUGCUAUUGUUAACUAU